AGAGGGGAAAGCAAACAAUUUUCAGGCCCGCGGAGUCCAGCAAAAAAUAUGAGAAAAAAAUUAUUAAAAAUUCGGAAAAUAGUUGAAACUCAAGAAAAACACCGUAGAAAGGAUGUUAACGCGUCUGCGACCGUUGGCUCCUCGCGGUGUUGAGAGUUUCAGGUCCCUCAAGCUCUCGGCAUCGGGGCACAGCAGCGUCGUCGUCUACGACCGCUUGGCCGGCCUGCCCUGAGAGUUGCCAUGGCCACAGUCACCCCUGGCGACUGCCCUCACGCCACGGACCGAGCGAGCAGGGUGAGGAAGAGGAGGGUGGAGGGCAAGGUGAGGAAGAACUUUCCAUGCCAGCUGUGCGAGAAGGCCUUCAACAGCGUGGAGAAGCUCAAGGUCCACUCGUACUCGCAUACCGGUGAGAGGCCGUACGGCUGUACUCAACCCGACUGCACCAAGGCCUUUGUCUCCAAGUACAAACUCUUACGGCACAUGGCCACACACUCACCAGAGAAGACCCACAAGUGCACUUACUGUGAGAAGAUGUUUCACCGCAAAGACCACCUGAAGAACCACCUACAUACGCACGACCCCAACAAAGAGGCCUUCACGUGCGACGCGUGCGGCAAGAGCUACAACACCAAGCUGGGCUUCAAGAGACACCUGGCGCUGCAUGCGGCCCACAGCGGCGAUCUGACCUGUCAGGUAUGCCUCCAGCCGUACCCCAGUACGCCCCUGCUGCUAGAGCACCUGCGCGGCCACGCUGGCAAGAGCUCGUCCGCCGCCAAGGAGAAGCGGCACCAGUGCGAGCACUGCGAGCGGCGCUUCUACACGCGCAAGGAUGUGCGUCGCCACAUGGUGGUGCACACGGGCCGCAAGGACUUCCUGUGCCAGUACUGCGCCCAGCGCUUUGGCCGCAAGGACCACCUGACGCGACACGUGAAGAAGAGCCACGCCCCUGAGCUGCUAUUGGCCGUCAAGGCCGAGCCGGUGGAGCUGGAGCCAAUCGCUUGCCAGCUCCCUACGGCUAUUGCCUCCGCCGCCACCGGUGUCCCAUGUGAGAUGGGCACUGGCGGGGGCGUCGUGAAGGAUGAGCUAUCAGUGCUGGGUGGUGGUGGUGGUGGUGUCAGUGGCAUGUUUGGUCCCUCACCUCCAUUAACGCUGCACUACCCUUCACUGAGCUCCUCCAUGUCCUAUUCGCCCCCUCCACCCCUGAGGGCGGAGCUAGAGAACUACCUGCUGGAGCUGCAGGGUCACUUACCCCCGGAGCACGGGCACGCGGACGACUCGCCCUUACUUCCUAAGAUCAGCGGCGCUGCGGCCAUGGCGGCCGGCAGCAGCGAGGCCCUCGGCUCUUCCUCGUCUCUGGAGUUCUCGCAGCUCUUGAACUUCCUGCCUCUCAACGGCCCCUGCUACAGCCAGGGGGUGUUGGGGUCGUCACUCGGGCUCUCCUACCCAGCCGAGGAGGGGCUGUCACUGGGCACGCCUCCACCCCCCUCUGCCUCUUCCCAGGAUCCCAGCAGAGAGCCCGUCAGUCCCCUACAAACUCUCUCCUCUUCCUCCACCUACGCUACCCCUGCUAGUCUAAGCAGCACCCAUGCCCACACACACACACACUCAGCUAGCCUGAGCACAACCACCACCCUGCCUCGCUUCCAUCAAGCUUUUCAGUAACACAAAAUUACUGUGCGUUCACACCAAGAGUUUAUAAAGCAACAUUGCCAAUUGCAAUGAUGAUUGAAGAUUGUCAACCAGCACACUGCCCAACAUUACUUUUCGGUACAGUACGUUAGGAAAUCCUCUUAGUGCCCCAUUUCCAAUCAGUUACAUUUUCAGCAAAAUAAACAGUCAACCAGUUGUUUUAAGUUCCCAACCUCCACAAUAUAAUUACCAUCCACUCUGUCAGGAAAAUUGUGACUCACUUCCAAUUGCGAAAAAAGCCUCAAUGUGAUUAAGGCAGGAAUAUGCUUGCUGUGUGACCUUAUGUACAUGCGCACAACCAUGUGAGAAGCGAACGCACUCGCUGCAUACUCGCAUACUUUCUGUAGAACUAUUGGAGCACUAUGUACGAUAGUGGGGGUAUCUUCUAAGGAGCAGAUAGCCUGUGGCGCUCUCCUUUCUCAACGCCACAUCACGCGUUGUAUUUUUCAGAAAAAAAAGUCUCCUAGUGAUUGUGUCGAUAUUGCUUGUUGCGCAUGCAUCUGUACACCUUACGCAGAAGUGUGCUACUGUGUGCAAAACUGAAAUAAAAUAGUCAAGGCAACACAUGUGUGCACCAAAUGUGCACAUGCACAUGUACCCUGCAGCAAGCAUAUUCCAGCCAUUAGAAUAAAAAAGAAGGUACGAGUGUCCACAUUUUGGGCAACUUAUUCGGCCUAAAAGUUGAGGACUAUAAACAUUAUGCAAGUUACCCAUAAACACAAACAAAUUACAACAAUGUUUUUUGGGAAUCGACUAGUCACCUCACAGCUUUUGUUGCUUUUUGUGUGAACGUACCAUUCAAUUUAGACACACACACACACACACACACACCCAUCAUACACCCAUCAUAUACACAUCCUCACUCCAACAGUUACGUUCAGCUAUAAACAUUACCAGUCAAAGGACAAUCCUGAUGCCAGUAACACAUGACGUGUCUUUACCGAUAAACCAUAUAUAGAGAUUUUUAUUUUGUGCUUUACCAGAUAUUAUCUACAAAAAGGCCUUUCACAGACACAUCCAUUACAAAACUUGUAUCACACAUUCUCCCAUAUCAGCUUAUGCCUUGCACACACAAUGCCUCAAAUGUAAGUGUUUCAUCCUUUAUUUUUCCUUUGACGAUCUCUAAGAUAGUGUAGCCAAGCGCUGGCUAACUCACUGCCAGAGAAGGGAGGAUAGGGGAUUAAAGUGUGGUUGCAGUGGAGUGUCUCUGAUAGCAUUGACGUAGAUUCUAGUUGUUUUUUUUAAAGGAACAUUGUGUGACAUGGCCUCAUCUUCCAACUUUCUUCAAAAGUUGAGUUUUAUUUUUUAUUUUUUUCAAUCCAUUCAGACAAUGUGUGGACCUGGCAAUGGCAUAGUACUUUGGCUAUUAUUUAGACAUAAAUUAACGAAUCAGACCAUACCAGCAGUGGUGAUUAAUCUGAUUGAAUGAUUCAUGCUCAGCUAAUAGUUGCAAGGCUACUGUCCGUUUUGGAGAUCCUACUGCCAGAUCCAGAGAUGAGCUAAAUGAAUUUGAAAAAAAAAAAAAAAAACCCAGCUAAAACCCAACUGUUUCACUUGAAGGGAGUUGGAAAAUUAGACCAUUUGCCAAGAAGUGGAGUGUUCCUCUAAGUGAUGUUUCCAUUUAGCACUUUUAACUUUUAUAGUGAUGAGAGUUCCAUCACGGCUAACCAAUUUAAUUUCUUUUGGUUUGUUGUCUUUUACAUUUUUUUUCUUCUUUUCUUUGUAUGUAUGUGAGUGAGUUACACUCAUGCGUUGCUGCUUGGUGCUGAAAGCCGAGCAUUUCUGGUUGACCGUUUCUGUUUUCUACAAAGCCAAAGCUGACCAAACCCAGAGCCACAGAGGACCUGCUUACCCAACAUCUACCUUCUCCUUUCCUUUCCUCUCGUCUUAUUUUCUCUCUCCUCCUCUCCACCCCUACCCCCUUCUCAACCCUCCACUUCUCUCCCUCUCUUUUUUCUUCCACCCCAUCUUCUCCUCUCUCGUUCUUCCACUCCUUCUACUCCUGUUGACCUCUUGGCCACAUCUCUUAAUGCUGCUGUUCAUAGAAAAGAACAUUGUUCUAGUUCCAUUUACAAUGAAGAAAGGGAAAAUAGGACACACACACACACAAUCACACAACUGAACCUGUAAUUAUUUGUUUAACCAGUAAUCAAAUAUUUUGCACAGGUAUUUUCAGUAGACAGAGACACAUACACGCACACAUGCACAAAGGGAAUAAUUCGUUGAAGAAAGUCAAACCUACAGUUCUAAAUGCUGUUGCACUGACAUGGGAUUUUGUUGAACAUUGAAACAACAUAUCAGUGUCUUUUGGACUGAUAGCCACGGUUUGAUUGGCUCAGGCCUGACAGACAUGGUUCUGAUAGGUUAAGACCUAACAAUCCCAGUUCUGAUUGGCUCAGGCCUGACAGUUAUGCUCCACCUGAUAAGUGAAUACCCAGCAAACCCAGUUCUGAUUGGCUGGGAUCAGUGACAGUCCUGGUUCUUUCUUCUUCUCCACUUCAUAACAGCAACAGUUCUAUUGCAAAUAGCACUUCCAGUACAUUUUAGCUGAGAACAGAACACCUCCUUUGGAGGCGCUGUCUGUGGAUGUUUUAGUG
This is a messenger RNA of Engraulis encrasicolus (European anchovy), 4286 nucleotides long. RefSeq names its product pleiomorphic adenoma gene 1 (gene plag1). The transcript is spliced from 4 exons. The coding region runs from base 241 to 1662 and encodes 473 amino acids. Gene Ontology annotation, biological process: regulation of transcription by RNA polymerase II. The record is from RefSeq and is a predicted model, not a curated record. Gene Ontology annotation, cellular component: PcG protein complex; transcription regulator complex; chromatin. NCBI's taxonomy places the organism in Eukaryota, Metazoa, Chordata, Actinopteri, Clupeiformes, Engraulidae. Gene Ontology annotation, molecular function: DNA-binding transcription factor activity, RNA polymerase II-specific; RNA polymerase II cis-regulatory region sequence-specific DNA binding.